AUGCCCCAAGUUGCUGACCUCAACGAUUCUAUCGGUUGCUUGUUCAUCGCCAAUAUUUUUGGUGGAGUUCUUUGGGGCAUAUUAUGCGUCCAGACCUACGCCUAUUGCCUCACCUAUUGGAAUAGGGAUACGAGGCUCGUCAGAGCGUCCGUACUUUUCGUUUGGCUAUCGGAAACUGUACAGCAGGUGAUCUUCACCUUUUGUGGCAAUGUAUCAAUAUACAGUCAGGCAUUGGGGGGAUUUCGAUUAUCUUCCGUGUAUAGAUUGGAGCUUCAAGGUGCUGGCGAUACUGUUGAUGUUCUCUAUACUCAUCGUCCAAAGGUAGAAGAGCCUUACUUCAUGGUGUAUAGGGUAUAUCGUUUCACGGAGAACAUAGUGUUAUGCGCUAUUUUGGAACUUGCCGUCUUGGUCGGUGUUGGUCAGGCUGGAUAUGGGUCAGUCUUUCGCAUUGGUGACCUUCUCGGCGACCUCCUCAUACUCUUCCACAAUCUGAUCACCUCCAGCCUGGUCAUUCAAAAUUUUCAAGAUCUUGCGGACGAGGCAAUAGCAUGCAAUGUCGCAAACGCCUACAACGAUAUCGUUAUCUCUCUCGUCUUCGCAUACGUCCUACAUCGUCGAAAAACAGGGCUGAAGAGGUCCACCAGCAUGAUCAAUAAAUUCAUCUUGUACUCCAUUAACACCAGUCUCUUGACAUCUUUAUUUGGCCUCGCAGCACUCGUGGAGGUACAGACAGUCGUGCGCAAAGACAGCCUCAUAUUCAUCUUAUUCUUCGUCACGGAAGGCCACCUAUACUCUAACUCGCUUCUCGCGAUCCUAAACGUACGGAACCGCAUCCGCCGCGAAUCGCGGUACCACAUCACCUCUAUGUCGAGACACGUCGGAAUCGUCGUCCGAGCUCUCGACAUAGAAUCUCAAAGAGGUCGCGAUGUCGGGAGUGUGCUACCAGCUGAGGCGGAGAUGGCUGACUCUGUCUGCAUGGAGGAAACACCCCCCGGCCCUAGAGCUGCAAGACGAUCCGACGACCGAAUCAGCAUGUCCAUGACUCAGACUUCGCCAUUUUGA
Molecule: messenger RNA, 1062 nt
Organism: Stereum hirsutum FP-91666 SS1
Lineage: Eukaryota; Fungi; Basidiomycota; Agaricomycetes; Russulales; Stereaceae
Exons: 18
Coding region: 1-1062 (353 amino acids)
Source: RefSeq, a predicted model, not a curated record